AUGCAGACAAACCAAAUCAUAGCACUGCUUCUUAGCUUCGUUUUCGUCCUUAUGUUUGUUAUGAUUUUCGUUACCAUGCGACUUGUCAAUAUUUUUGCCCAUAAGAUUGCGGAUGCAGAGUCGAAUCUUAGAGCAGAUCGGACAGUUGAUGGCGAUGAUGGUGUAACGGCUAUUACUGAACCUGCUACCACCAUCGCCUGA
Molecule: messenger RNA, 201 nt
Organism: Sclerotinia borealis F-4128
Lineage: Eukaryota; Fungi; Ascomycota; Leotiomycetes; Helotiales; Sclerotiniaceae
Source: the annotation of a GenBank genome assembly